AUUGAGUACUUUAUUUACGUAGAUUACAAUAUAUACUGGCUUACACAUUUAUAUACAAUAGCUUACAAUACAGCAAAAUUAUAGAUGAAUUUACAUAAUACAAACUAAGAAAAUAAUUAUUGAACUGUAUAUGAUAUGAAAAAGCAAUUUGGAAUAACUAUAGAUACUGUAAUUUUGUUAUGCAUCUACAUAAAUUGGCGGAGCUUUGGAUUUAUCAAUGUCCAUUCUGAGAGAGAGAGAUACAGAAAAUUCAAUUGAAUUUUCAUUUCCACAAAUAAUAUAGGCCUACAUAUUCAAUAAUUUUGUUACACAAACAAAACUAAUCAAGGAAAUAUAUAAUAUUUGCCUACAUAAGACUAUCAAUCCGUGCGUGGGAAAGAAUUCUUAUCCUGAAAAGCCUUGGGAAAACAAAAAAUUAAUAAAUAGAAUUCAGUUAUUGAUUAACUUAUAAAUUUUAGCGUAAAAAAUAACUUAAAAUAAGCGACAAUAAUCUUAAAUGAAAAAAGCAAAUCGAAUUUAUCACAACUAACAGACCGGUGCGUGCCGUAUAAGGUCAAAAGAGCACCUACUGAAAUCCAAAUUUGUAAUAAUAAAAAAUUAGCCACACACUAUAAAAUUCGAUCGUCCUCUUUUGUAUUUCGAUAGUAUUAAAAAGAUCAAACAUCAAAACCAAAAUGUUGAGACUCGAAGUUAUCGAUAUACUGUUAUCGUCUGUACAAAAUUCACCUUGAUGUAUUGUUGAAAUCGGUUUUGUCAGAUAGAUAAAAGGGAGGGAGGCUUUCAAGGCCUUCAAGGCAGUCACCCUACUAAACAGAACAGUUUGCAGGUGCGCAGCGUGCAGUCGCAGUGUGCUCAGUAGAUAGGAAACGCUUGAUGUGUUCUAUUCCUCAAAGAAAAGUUGUUUAAAGCAUUAAGCAAUACUUCUUUUUUAUUGUGUCUGUCACAAAUUCAGAUAGAGUCUUAUUCAAGCUCAGUGCACUGUCACGUUACAGCCAAUAAUCUUCACGCGUUUUUGCCUUGAAAUAUUUUCAUGCAUAUAAAACCCAACAACAGUUUUUUUUACAUUAUAAAAUUCCUUGAUAACAAAAUCUUCACUUGUUUCUUGCGUCAAUAGCAUUAUCAGCAACUGUGACAACUACUGUCGGAAGUCAUUUUAUUUUUUUGUUGAAUACUACGGUAAUUAAGUAGAAUAAACAUUUGAUAAGACACUUCUUAGUCUAUAAGUUAAUCAAUCUCAAUUUAAUUAUUCAAUUAAAAUUGUACAUAUUUCACGUUUAUCGGAAAAAUUCCUUAAAAUCUGGUUUAUUCUUGUCAGAUACGGUACUUAUAUUCAAUUUAUAUUGUCUCAUUUAGCUUCCGUUUGAUUACCGUAGGCUACUCAUAUUUUCAAUUUGAUGGAAUUAGCUUUUCAGUAGGUGAAAAAUUCCAUUUUUCAAAACUUCAACUCUAUCUUGAAAAAUGCAAGCCUUGCAAUUUGAUCCAACGGCAAAAAAAUUGAGUCUCAUCAACUCAAAGUCAAUACCUGUUAUAAGUGAACCGGAUGAUGUUAUUGUAAAAAUCGCUUUUUCUGGUGUCUGUGGGACUGAUUUGCAUGUCUUUGAGGGUAAAUUUCCUUCAAGCAAAGAGCCGUUCAUCCCGGGUCACGAGUCGUGUGGAACGGUGUUCGCCAUUGGUGAAGGAGUGAACAAUCUGAAGGUGGGAGAUAGAGUUGCUAUCGACCCACAAAGGGUGUGCAAUUCGUGUGAGUUUUGCCGGAAAGGUAGCUAUCAGGUGUGCCCCAAUAAUUUGCCCACUGGCCUAUUUUCCGAUGGUGGAUGGGCUGAAUUCUGCAAGGUAUCACAGAAGCAAGUUUAUAUUCUCCCUCCUGGAUUGCCUUUGGAAAAUGCAAUGCUUUGCGAGCCGCUGUCUUGCAUUUGUCAUGGACUGAAUCGAAUCUCGCCGAUACCCAUUGGCAGUAGAAUACUUGUCAACGGAGCCGGCAUAAUUGGAAAUUUGUUCUGUUCUGCACUGCACUACACUGGGCACAGGAGUGUUUAUGUUUCUGAGCCCAAUGCUGCUCGUCAAGAGUUGAAUAAGAAAACUGGUGAGUAUAAGUCAAAGCCAUAUCAGAUUUUAUUAAUCCACUUAUGAAUUAUAUCAGAAUGUAUAUAAUAUCAACUUUGUAAGCUGUCAAU
Messenger RNA from Nilaparvata lugens (brown planthopper), 2174 nucleotides. Its product is annotated as D-arabinitol dehydrogenase 1. NCBI's taxonomy places the organism in Eukaryota, Metazoa, Arthropoda, Insecta, Hemiptera, Delphacidae. Bases 1459 to 2130 code for a protein of 223 amino acids. The record is from RefSeq and is a predicted model, not a curated record. Gene Ontology annotation, molecular function: oxidoreductase activity; zinc ion binding. The transcript is spliced from 4 exons.